Arabidopsis thaliana (thale cress) is the source of this 1492-nucleotide messenger RNA. It is a transcript of the gene VDAC1, whose product is annotated as voltage dependent anion channel 1. The transcript has 6 exons. Gene Ontology annotation, molecular function: voltage-gated monoatomic anion channel activity. Gene Ontology annotation, cellular component: mitochondrion; mitochondrial outer membrane. Gene Ontology annotation, biological process: response to bacterium; monoatomic anion transmembrane transport; transmembrane transport. Lineage: Eukaryota; Viridiplantae; Streptophyta; Magnoliopsida; Brassicales; Brassicaceae. The record is from RefSeq and is marked reviewed. Bases 204 to 1034 code for a protein of 276 amino acids.
UCUCCAUCCAACGGCUGAUAAAAUUAUGCUUGAUAAACAGGAAAACUCUUCUUUCUCUGAUAAUAUUCGGAAAUAAAAAACAUUUUAGGGUUUUCCUCAGUCUCUCUCUCUUAUAGACGCCAACCACGUUUUCCAGCUCUUGUUCUUUCGAUUCUCAGAGAAGACUUUUCAGAACAUCCUCCAACUUUCUCAGAUAAGCAACAAUGGUGAAAGGUCCCGGUCUCUACACCGAAAUCGGCAAAAAGGCCAGAGAUCUUCUGUACAAAGACCACAACAGUGACCAGAAAUUCAGUAUCACCACUUUCUCUCCUGCCGGUGUUGCCAUCACCUCAACCGGAACUAAGAAAGGUGACUUAUUGUUGGGAGAUGUCGCUUUUCAGUCGAGGCGAAAGAACAUUACUACUGAUUUGAAAGUUUGCACUGAUUCUACUUUUCUGAUCACCGCUACCGUUGAUGAGGCUGCACCCGGACUGAGGUCAAUCUUCAGCUUCAAGGUUCCUGACCAAAAUUCUGGCAAGGUUGAGCUGCAAUACUUGCAUGAGUACGCCGGUAUCAGCACAAGCAUGGGAUUGACUCAGAACCCAACUGUCAACUUCUCUGGUGUGAUUGGCUCCAAUGUCUUGGCUGUUGGUACUGAUGUUUCAUUUGACACCAAGUCUGGAAAUUUCACCAAGAUCAAUGCUGGUUUAAGCUUCACCAAGGAGGACUUAAUUGCCUCCCUUACUGUGAACGACAAGGGCGAUCUAUUGAAUGCAUCUUACUAUCACAUUGUGAACCCGCUGUUCAACACUGCGGUUGGAGCCGAAGUGAGCCACAAGUUAUCUAGCAAGGACAGCACCAUAACUGUUGGAACACAGCACUCGCUUGACCCCUUGACCUCUGUGAAGGCUCGUGUCAAUAGUGCGGGUAUUGCAAGUGCUCUCAUUCAACACGAGUGGAAACCCAAGUCAUUCUUCACAAUCUCUGGAGAAGUCGACACAAAGUCAAUUGACAAGAGUGCUAAAGUUGGAUUGGCUCUCGCACUCAAGCCUUGAAACUGAGAUGGAAGAAGAAGUUGCAAUAGUUUUUUUAAACUAGUUUCUUUCUACGUACUCUGUUUUUUCUCUGCUUGGUUCAUGGUUUGAGUGGGCAACUACUGAUCUUUCCCAUUUUCCUGCCGGAUUUGUAGAAGAAUAAAAAGGUUGAAAAUGAUCAUCUUGAGAUGGUGAUGAAACUCUUAAGAUCCUCCUCUUCUGCUUCUCUUUUUAUUUGCCGUGUCAUAAUGAAAAUUGCAUAUUCAGAUGGGCCUGUGUGUUGAGUAAGUGGACCUGUGUCCAGAGAGUUGAUUGAGAUGGGCUUCAUUUUAGGCCCACAUGUUUAUCGAUCAGGUUCAUUCUCUUCAUUAUAUGAAAGUGUCCUAUAUCGCAACAUUCUCUUCAUUAAUCAUUAUAUUAGUUUAUCGCCACAAAGUUCACUAUUCAAAGAUUCGAUUUUUCUCUCGCAAACAGAAAUU